Molecule: messenger RNA, 132 nt
Organism: Gongylonema pulchrum
Lineage: Eukaryota; Metazoa; Nematoda; Chromadorea; Rhabditida; Gongylonematidae
Source: the annotation of a GenBank genome assembly
AUGGUGGCGCAUGCGAAAGACAUAGCAUGUUUGGAUGUGAGCAUCAAUGAUCGUCUGUGUGUCACCGGCUCAAUGGACAAAACUGCCAAACUGUGGCACAUCGAUUCCGAGAAAAUGCACUUCACCAUUGGG